CAUUUGUUAUGGGGAAAACAUUCGAUCGAAACUUGAUGACGUCAUAUGACUAAUGAGGCACUAUCAAAAGCGUGAAAAACUGCACGUUUUUCCUGCAUUGGAUUGUUUAUUGAACUUGUUGGAGCUCAUAUAAGUAGUUUUCCUAUCACUUAUAAGUUAUAACGCAGAAACCGUAAGAAGUUGAGCGUAGUUUGUCAAACAUUUUAUCAUGAGCGAACAAGCGAGUGCCGAAAGGAAUGUUUUACUUGCUGUGGACGGCAGUGAACACUCUCAGAGAGCUUUUGAUUUUUAUCUCAGUGAUCUCUGCAAAAGUGGUGACCAUUUGAUUGUAUUUCAUGCCCAAGAAAUGCCUACUCUUCCUGCAGCUCCAUAUCCUUAUUUUAGCAUGAGUGUACAGCCUUCAGGUUUCAGCUCAUCACAAAAUGACCCAUCAGUCGAUAUAGAUGGUUUUGCAUAUUAUGAAGAAUGGCAGGAUGUAAUGAAAAAAGUUGAUGAAGAGGCUAAGGCUCUACUUCGCCAUUAUGGUGAUGUCCUGAAAAAAAGAGAGGAUAUCAAAUUCAAGUUGGUGAAGGAAGGUGGAAAACCAGGAGAGCUAAUUGUAAAAAAAGCUGAAGAUGAGAAUGCUCGUAUGAUUGUAUUAGGGUCACGUGGUCAAGGUGCUGUCCGCCGCACGUUUCUUGGAAGUGUCAGCGAUUACGUUGCUCAUCAUGCUCAUUGUGCUAUUUGUGUUGUUCCACCUGAAAAGCGUCAUUACACGUGCCUGGGGACGAGGCAUAAUCAUAAUAAAUAUACUCAUUAUCAUUUAAUUCAUUAUUCACUCUCAGCAAUGGCGUCCAGAAGGGAACCCAGCUCCCUUGUGCUAGUGGCUAUCGAUGGAAGUGAAUAUAGUGAUCGAGUUUUGCGAUUUUACUUGAGUUCUUUACACAAGGAAACUUAUACAGUUGGUUUGGUUCAUUGUUAUGAAAAUCCAGAUAUUGUCAUCCGUGCGUCUUCAUUGAACAGCGCGAAAUGGGAUAUGGAUGAAAUUGAAAAGGCUUUUAGACGUUCUUGGGAUAGAGCCGAUUAUGUAAUGGAGCAGUCCAAAAAAAUCUGUGAAGAAUAUGAAGUUCGACAUGUGAAGGAAUUUCUUGAACAUGCCAAAGAACCAGGAAAGGCAAUUUGCUCAGUUGCUCAGCAACAAAAGGCAAUUCUAAUAGUUUUGGGAAUCCGUGGUCGAUCCCUUCUUUGUCGUACAAUAAUGGGCAGCGUGUCGAACUAUGUCGUGAGACAUUCCAUAAUCAGUGCAACACUCGUGGUUCCAUAGUUUUCCGUUUUGCAAUUCAACUUUAAUAUUUGUUUUAAUCCUGAAAAUACGAUUUCAUUAUUCAUUCGUUCGUUCGUUCGUUUGCUCGAUCGUUCGUUCGUUCGUUUGCUCGAUCGUUCGUUCGUUCGUUCAUUCAUUCAUUCAUUAUUUGCAAAGCACAUAGAUUACAAAUAGCACCUAUAACUUUGCGCACCUGGCAUGACCAUGGCCUUGACUAAAGACUAACUAAAAACUAUUUACAAACUAAUAAAAAAAUCAAGCAAUUUGAAAGUAAAGAGUAUUCUCAAUGCCUGUAGAAAGUAAUGGUGUAUCAUGUAAUCUUUGAA
This is a messenger RNA of Xenia sp. Carnegie-2017, 1629 nucleotides long. RefSeq lists its product as uncharacterized. The record is from RefSeq and is a predicted model, not a curated record. Lineage: Eukaryota; Metazoa; Cnidaria; Anthozoa; Malacalcyonacea; Xeniidae.